Messenger RNA from Seminavis robusta, 1230 nucleotides. Lineage: Eukaryota; Bacillariophyta; Bacillariophyceae; Naviculales; Naviculaceae. The record is from the annotation of a GenBank genome assembly.
AUGGUGACAACAACGGCACUGCUUCGCCGCAAAGAUUUUGCCCCGCACUCGUGUUUGUUGGAAUUGACGGCCGUCCACGACGCCGAUGUGGCACAACUCAAGGCGACGUUGACGGGUCGAGCCAGUACGUCGUUAGAAGAAGUCAAAUUGGAUUUGUCGGGACUCUUUCAACAGAAUCAUCGCAAUAAGAAACUCCGCAAACUCUUCAAGGCAUUGGGCGAUUUGCCGCAUCUCAAGACACUGCGAUUUCACUAUGGCAUGAUGGAACGAUUGCCCAUUCCACUACUGACUAUUGCCUUGUCGUUGUCGACCGAAAAAUUGGAAAUUCUGGAACUCAAUCAAGUCAAUUUGACGGGGACACCACCCGAAUUUGAAGUGUUCUGGGAGACAUUGCGACGACACGCAUCCUUGCAAGUCUUUUCCUUUUCUUCCAGUGGUUGUUCCAGUGCGGGUUCCGUCAAUCAGCUAUUGCGGGCAUUGGCCGAAACUCCCAAAUUGGAAAAGGUCGUGCUCUACUCGCACGAUGGAAAGUGCCCCUGGGGACGACUCGAAGGAACCGCGGUGGAAAGUUUGUGUCGAUCAGAGACACUCCAAGAUUUGCAGCAUUUGGUACUCUACGAUUCCAGUGAUGCCAUUCACAACUUUUUUACAGAUGAACACACAUCUGCCAUGGCCAGAGCAUUGUCCAAUAACAAUCCACAACCACUACAACAACCACUACAACAAAAUAAUAUUCAAAGUCAAUUGGAAGAAGUCAUGAUUUCCUGUUGGCCAUUGGGGAGACAAGGAGUCGAUGCCCUUUGUCAAAUGCUACGCACCAACACGAGUCUCCUAAAAUGUACGAUGGUCGUUUACGAAUUGGGACACGACAAUAAUACACAGGAAACCUGCACCAUGCCCGAACUGGCCACCGCACUUCAAUCCAACACGACCUUGCAAUCGUUUGAAAUUCACGGCAGCACGGAAUUGGGAAAAUGGCUGGAAGAAGCCUUUCUCAUCAUGAUGCAAUCCAACUACACACUCACCACACUCAAACUAUGUCAAGACGAAGCCCUCUUUCUCCGACCGUUUCUACAAUUCUAUCUCGCGUUGAACAAAGCCGGACGAAAGUUGUUGGAUCAAAAUGCCACACGCGAGGAUUGGGUGUCCGCGUUGAUUCGAGUCCGACAGGAUCUGUCUUGUAUUUUCUAUUUCUUGAGUACGAAUCCGUUGCUCUGUAGUAACAGAUAA